Messenger RNA from Apis dorsata (giant honeybee), 6346 nucleotides. Its product is annotated as hydrocephalus-inducing protein-like. Gene Ontology annotation, biological process: axonemal central apparatus assembly; cilium movement. The transcript is spliced from 25 exons. The record is from RefSeq and is a predicted model, not a curated record. The coding region runs from base 30 to 5969 and encodes 1979 amino acids. Gene Ontology annotation, cellular component: axoneme. NCBI's taxonomy places the organism in Eukaryota, Metazoa, Arthropoda, Insecta, Hymenoptera, Apidae.
UGGAACCGGAAAAAAUAAUAUUGGGACCGAUGACGAUAACGAAGCUGGAGGGUAACGUGGACGUUGGUCAAAUGGACAGUAUCGCCAUUAAUUGUUAUCCGGAAUUCGUGGGCUCCCAAGACGAGCAGAUCGUACUCGUCGUUCCCGAUACCAUACCCGAAGACAAAGACGGGAAGAUAAUCACUUUAACGGUGACCUCGUCCAUCCCUUGCAUCGAUUUUCACAACUUCGACGCGAUGUUUCACGAAAACCACGUGGUCGAAAGAAUUCAAGACUUCGAGUAUUCCAACGAUAUCGGCCCGCACACCGUGUUUGCCCGUCAAGAGAGGUGUCUCUACUUCCAGUACAUCAGCGUGCAGAGUACUCACAUGGCUUGUUUCAAAUUGUUCAAUUACGGCAUAGUGCCCGUGAACAUAAGUAUCGAGCUCAUAGAAGACUCGUUGUUACCCGAUAUGACAAGGUUCAACGUGUUCAUCAUAGAGCCGAUGUACGAACAGAUCCUUCCCAUGAACCACAAAGUGUUCACCGUGUCCUUCACUCCGAGCACCAUAGAGACGUUUCGCGCGAAAUUUCACGCAAGAGUUGUUUUGCCCCCGCAUCUGGAAGGGGACGAGCUGACAGUGCAAUUGAUAGGGGAAUCUUGCGUGCCGGAAGUGGCGAUCACGGAGCCGAUCCAUGCAAUACGGGAAACACCUUGCUUGAACUUUCCACGCACGUUGAUCGACGAAGGCACUUGCAAAUACUUCACAUUGGAGAACGUCGGAUUCAUCAAGGCGAAAGUGAUCGUUGAAAUAAUGGAGGAUCCGAACAACGUGUUCACUUUCUUCCCUUGCCCGGACACGCAGCAUUUGUUGCAAAUUUUGGAAGAGUAUUGCAACGAGCCGUACAAUCGAUGCACCGUGAUACGCUUGGGGACCAAAGACGUGGCGCGUUUUAAAACGACGUUUGCGCCCGAAAGAAUCGGAAAGUUCUACGGGAAAAUUCGUUUGCACGUGAUCGAUAAUCCUUACGAGAAUCUAACGAUCAAUCUGGAGGGGGAUUGUUACGUGGAGGCGAUCGUGUUGGAAGGUCUUCCCCUCGAUGACAAUAAACUUAGAACGUCGAAUAUGGGCAAUCGAGAAAAUUACAGGCGGAAAUUAACGUCCAGGCAGACCUCCUUGUCAGAGUCGAACAAUCAAACGGUGUAUUUGCCCUAUCUCACCUAUGUUCUCGACUACGGGCUUUGUUUCGUUAGUAAAAUGUAUAAAAAAACGUUUAAGAUCAUCAACAAAACAACGGACCGAUGGUUCCGUUUCCAAUGGGGUUUGCAUAAUCACGUUGUGUUCGAGCCAUCCACUGGGCAUGUAAAGUAUCUCACGUUCAAAGAGAUCGUCGUUACUUUCUUGGCAACGGAGCCCAAAAUUCACCAGAACACUCCUAUCGAGUGUUCGAUAUGCGAAAUACUGGUAGAGAAUCCGGAUGAUGAAAUUGCAUGGGACGACAGGCAAACGGAAGUGCAAUGGAGAAAGAUAUAUUACGACUCAUCGAUGAAUGACGAUUUAUUGAAGAAGAUCGUGGAACCGACCAUGGAGUCGAUUCACAACAUCGUCCCUGGAACGACGAAAAUUCUUCAACUCCUGUUAAACGCCAACGUUGCGUAUUCGGAAUACUCGUGCAUGGUUGAAGAAAUAUUUUUCAAAGAUACCUUGAUGUAUCAGACCAGGGAGUAUACGUUCACCAUAACGAAUCCAGGUGUCGUGAACAUGAUGUACAUAUGGAAGAUAAACAUGGACGAGCAGUACCCGAAGAGAUACCUUGGGGAGAGUUCAAACGUGAAUUCGAGGCAGAAAAUAUCGGAAUCCUCGAGUCACGUUUCGAAAUCGUUCAGGGGAACAUUGUCCGCGAUGAGUCAAAGAAACUAUUACGAGGACGACAUGAGCGCGGACGACUCAAAAUAUUUUUCACAACAAUGCACCUCGUUCAUUACUGACAGCGUGGAUAUGGGGAAAGGGUUGAGCACGACCAGGCCAUCGGAUCUGUUCAGCAGCACCGCCGGAUUGUCGGGAAGAACCACCGACAGUUGGCUGGAAGGCGACGAUUUGCCGUUCGCAAUCCACCCUGAGAUGGGGAUGAUACCGCCCGGAAAAUCCGAGGAAUGUACAUUAAAAUUCUCCCCCAAGGAUGUAUUUUAUUACAAGGCAUACCUUACGUGCAAGAUAGAGAAUCUGAAUCCGCAUCUGCCGAUCUUGAUGAUACCAGUCAUGGCGAGAAGUUUGUUACCGUACUGUCACUUCGACGUGCAGGAGAGCGAUUAUGUAUCGAGCGGGAGGCGUGACGCACACCUACCCGGUCCCGUGGGAUACGAAAUAGACGAUCCAGAUCUAUGGAGGAACAUCAGGGUAAUCGAAUUUAAAGUGAUCGGCAUCGGCGAAACCCACGUGAGAAAAUUCCACUUGGUCAACCCUACCGUGGACGAUUACCAUUUCUCGUGGAAGAAUCGAACCCUUCUUAGCGGGAUCGAGAUAUCGAAUUUUCACUGCACGGUGACCGAGGGCAUCGCUGAACGCGGGAAACGUACCGACAUGUCUUUCACGUUUUUGGCAAGCGAUAUCGGAGUCUUCGAAUCGUUCUGGCUCUUCUCCAUCGAGAGAUACAAUCUGGAAUGCCUUUUCCUGGUCGUCGGCAUCGUGACCGAACCGUUGGUGUACUGUUUGAUGGCACACGUGAAACUGAAGCCAACAAUCUUGGGAUUCAACGUGAGAGAAUCGAUAAAAUUUCUGAACAACGAGAAUUUCCACAUACCGUUCAGAGUGUUGGAAGAAUCCCUUUACUCGGAGGGUAAAUUUCAAAAGCUCAGCAUCACCCCAAUGACAGGAACCUUCGUGUCGAAGUGCGAACAGCAUCUCUGGAUCGAGUAUUAUCCAACCCGGGUCGGCGAAUUCAGAUUUUACAUUCAGUGCGCCGUGAAGCUGAUGAAAAAACCGAUUACGAUAUUAGUGAUCGCCUCCGUUUACGAUAUAUCACUCUCGGUUUCCUAUUGCUUAAACGACGAAAUCGUGACAGCUGUUAAGAAUAAGGAGAACGUUAUCGACUUUGGCAAGAUAAUACCCGAAAUACCGAUCACCGUCAAAUUCGACAUAAAGAAUACCUGCAAAGUGGCGUUCUAUUACUCUUGGGAGCUCGGCAUCACGCCAGAAAUUAUGUUCAGAAAUUCGUACACCAUAACGGUGUCUCAGAAACAAGGUCAUCUAACCAGCGAGAAUCAAUGUAGCUGUUACUUAACUUUGACAACGUUUCAGAAAAUUCACAUAAAAAAUCAUUGCGUUUUGCUGAAAAUUUCCAACGGCCUAUUUUAUAAAUUUAUACUGAAAGCGUUCUCCAAGAAGCCUGCUAUCGAAUUCAGUUUCAAUCGUUACGAUUUUGGAUAUUGUUACAUUCAGGAGAACGAAUUAGUUUCAUACAAGACGGAGCUUAUCGUGACAAAUACCGAAGACGUAUCAUACGUACUCGAAUGCAAGUACGAAAAUAAACCCUACCUCUCCAUCGAUUUGAAUUUCAUAUCUGAAGCGUUGGCCGCCCAUUCUAAGAUCACCAUACCGAUCACUUUUCGACCGCUUAAGGAGAUAAAGUACCACGAAUGUUUGGUGUUUGUGAUCAACUCGUUUCACGAGAGGAAAGUAACGAUUACAGGCGAGGGGAUCACUUAUAAAAUCUAUUUAAUGAAUUCUCGGGACAAAAUAAUCGAUCUUGGUAACAUUCUUCCUAUGAAAGUGGUGGUGAAGAAGAUCCCGAUAGUGAACAAGGGCUUGGCAUCGGCCAAAGUGAAAUUCGGGGUGAUGCAGUAUCUGGGUGGUUAUGACGAUUACUACGAAAGUCUGGGUUAUUGUAACGUGAAGCGGGAUGCUCCUAUUCUAGCUAAAGCGUCCAUCAUGGAGACCAAGCGUUCCUGGACCUUCGACAGUGUGUUGGACACCAUAGAACCGAAACUUUACGAAGUUUUGAAGAUCAAGCCGUCGACCAAUGUUAUUCUGAAACCGAAUAAGAGUAUCAACGUGAUGAUCUUCUUCAAACCCACGGCCAGGGUAAAGCCGUUCUCGAUUAAAGUCGCUCUUCAAACGAAUUCGAACAUUAUACCGUUGUUCUUGGUUCGUGGAAGUUGCGUAGGAACGGAUUUUCGCUUAAACAGAACCAAUAUUUUCUUCGGAACGGUGACUCAGGAUUGUAUCGAAGAAUCUAAGAUGAUUCUGAUGAACACCGGGGAUCUUGGAUCAAGAUUCAAAUGGAACGUAGAGAAAUUGCCGAAGGAAUUCCAAAUCAUCCCUAUGUCCGGUUACUGCUCGGUCGAUACGAAUAUCAUUUUCGUGGUGAAGUUCCAACCUUUCGAGCAAAAAAACAUAAUCGAGGGUGAGGCAUUUCUAGAAAUCGAAAAACACAAAUCUCUGAACAUUAAAAUAUCAGGAGCGUGUUGCAAAUUGCCAGAUCCCACAGACACGAUCAAUUUCGAGUCGUUCGUACGGGAAAAGCAAACCCGAUCCGUGAUCAUAAUGAACGACUCGAACGCCCCCUGGAAACUGAAGAUCGAAGUGACCGGCGAUUAUUUCUCCGCUGAGCAAUUCCUGCAAGUCCCUCCACUGCAAAUGGCUCCUUGUGUCGUCACUUAUGCGCCCAUCGUCAUGAACACCGAGAAGACGCUGCACAAGGGAUCAUUGGUAUUGAAAUGUCCGGAGGAAAACGUGUAUUUGAUAUAUAUCCUUCGUGGAAGAAGCUUGCCUCCCCAGAUUUUGGAGAAUAUUAUUCGUCGGAUCCCCGCUAAAAUGAAAUACACCGAACUUUUGCCUGUCUACAAUUGGUUGGACAGACAGCAGCGAUUUUAUUGUAAGAUCGAAUUGCUGGAAGAUUACGUUCAUGAUGCUGAUCAUCAUGAUAAGCAACAGGUUCCUAUAUAUAGUUUCGUAGGAAACGAGAAAUUCGACGUUCCAGCGAACGGUCAACGAGAUUAUCACGCUGUAUUUUAUUGCUACGAGAAGUGGAAUUUUCAUUUUAAGAUAACGUUUACCAACGAGGAACAAGAAUAUCAAUUCUACGAGAUAGAGUACGAGGUAACCGAACCGGAAGUGAUGGAAUCGAUUAAAUUGACAACAACGGUUCGAUCCGAGAUUUGUUACCCCUUGAAAUUCGAAAAUCCUUUGAAUUAUGUAAUUAGACUUAAUUCACAUUGUUUCAAUCCAUUUGUUAUCGUCAAAGUACCAAGAUUAAUGCCGCCACAAUCGUACGACUAUAUUUCUGUUUAUUUUAAUCCUCUGCUGCCUUGCGACGAGUCUGUCAUUUUGAAUAUCAAUUCCACUUAUAUGGGCCUGUUCCCAUACGAAUUGCAAUUGAAAGGUAUUUCAGCGCCUCCGGAGAACGUCACACGUGUUAACGCUUAUUUGGGAAAUAUUACCGAGUUUACGCUCAUUCUGAAAAAUUUAACCAAAGAGUUUGCCCAAUUUGUAAUACAAGUGGAUAACAAUUGUUUCACGUGUCCAGAAAUUGUCGAGGUUAACGUAGAAGACGUGUAUAUGCUCAAGGUAAUUUUCGAACCGUACGACGUUGAAAAUGUGUCCGCCACGUUGACAGCAUCCUCGAUCACCGCUGGAGAAUUCAUAUUUCCGUUGAUCGGUUCGUGCUCCCUGCCAAAGCCAAUGGGUCCUUACAUAAUCACUCAAACCUCUUUUGCUAGUAUUUCUUUCAAAAAUGUCUUCAGAAAAGUAAUGACCUUCAAUUUUAUCGUCGACGAGCCUGAUAGUUUCACGGUGAGCACGUCAUCGAUCACUUUGAAUUCAAAACAGAGUAUCGUUGUUAAUGUGAAUAUUAAGGAGACCGAGCAAUACAAAGAAGAAAAAUUUCAGGAAGAAAAGUAUCCUGUUACUGGAAAAUUAAUAGUGUACUGCACUGACCCGGAAUUUUCUCACAUUAACUGGGUAUAUUAUUUGAGAGGAAUAUUCGAAUGAUGUACAUUUUUCGUCCCAAAAAUAUUGUAAUUAUAAGCCGAAUAAAAAUUCUAUAUAUAUAUCCAAAUAAAUAUGAUAUUACGAAGAAUUCUGUGAUUAUAUUUAGUGAUAAAAGCUUUGCUGAAAAGAAUGCAUCUUAACACACCUAAAAAGGAUCGUUUCGCGUUAAGAAAGAUGACUUUGACCUUUAUCAAUUAGGAUUGAGUAAAUAUUUAAAGAAAAAAGAAAAAAGAAUCACAUCUUUCACUUUUUUCCUUGUUCUAACCUUUCUCAUUAAUCAUAAUCAUAACUAAAUAAAUAUAAAAAAAGAGAAAAAAAUUUUCUUUCGCUCAUCUUCGCUCGCUGACAUUUUCCAUCAACGUUUUCUUCUCUUCCAU